Oikopleura dioica is the source of this 1098-nucleotide messenger RNA. Lineage: Eukaryota; Metazoa; Chordata; Appendicularia; Copelata; Oikopleuridae. The record is from the annotation of a GenBank genome assembly.
AUGGCUCUUGAGCUGUUCAACCUUAGAUGCGUUGAUGGAGAUCUCGGUCAACUAUGCGCGGACCAAUGCAACAAAACUCUCGAUAUUUGCACUGCCAAUUGCGCUGGAAGCUCAAGCUGCACUUCUAGAUGCCAAGGCGAUUGGCUCGAUUGUCUGACAAUCUGCCCCUGUUACUCAGGAUGUCCUGAAGGAUGCCAGGGCUGCCCGAAUCCAAUCUGCGGCGAGACAAACCAGCAACAUCUGUUUGUGAUUGACGAGCGAAUGGGAGAUUACAACAAGGGAAUGCACUGGAACUCCGAAACGGAAGAAAUUCAGUUCAGAAAUUUCAAUUACAACUACAGCUAUCAAUACGACAUAGAGGACUCCUGCUAUGCAAUGAUGAAUGGAGAGCACUAUCUUCUUGGCGGAUAUUACAACAAAAACGCCGUUGCAAAGAUUGAAGACUGCGCUGUCAAGAGACAAGAUGUAACAUUAACCUACGAAUUUGUCGGUGGCACUUUUGGUUCCUGCGCCGAGUAUCAAGGCAAAAUCAUGACGUGCUUCGAUGGAAAAGCGAAGACUUCGAAAGAGUGUCAAAUCUUCAACGGGGUCAACCAUACAAGAAUCGACCAUUUGACAGCUCGCGGUCACGAUUGGGCCGACUUGGUGCUUCACGAAGGAAGUUUGGUCACCGUCGGUGGAUGCGACAAUGAUGGAAGCUACGAGGAAAAGGAGUGUCAUGGCGUGAUGGAGGUUUUCGACGAUGAGCAGGGUUGGAGCUUGACCGGAACGGACUUUGAAUUCUUCGAGAGAAUUACCAACCAUGCUUUGUUUUCUGAACCAUCGGGUCUUAUCUUGAUCACUGACAGCAGUGAUGAUAACAUGGUUUUCCGACUUCGAGAGAAUCUUUGGUCUGAGCUCGGAAACUUGCAAAAAAGCGCAUUCUAUUUGGCAAAGACUCAAUUCCUCGGCGACAUCUUCAUCGGAUACGACUUCCUGGAGCGAAUUACGAUCACUGACGAAGGGAUGACUUCAGUCGUUUAUGAUUCGGGAUUCAAACUGCACAUGGAUUAUUCGCCCAUGUUUCCGGUUGAUGUUGAUUACUGUAUCGAUGCUUGA